Molecule: messenger RNA, 360 nt
Organism: Eucalyptus grandis
Lineage: Eukaryota; Viridiplantae; Streptophyta; Magnoliopsida; Myrtales; Myrtaceae
Product: LOB domain-containing protein 15-like
Exons: 1
Coding region: 1-360 (119 amino acids)
Source: RefSeq, a predicted model, not a curated record
AUGCAUUACCAUGUCCAUGUGAUCAUUGACACAUUGGGUGAGAAACUUUUCCAGAAGCUACCACUGGACCAGCGAGCAGCUGCAGUGGAGAGCAUGGUCUAUGAAGCCAACACCCGAGAGCGGGACCCGAUCCGUGGCUGCUAUGGGGAGAUAACGACUCUCAAAGAGCUAGUCGAUCUCCACAGCAUGAAAACCCCACCUCUGCGUUGUCGGCUGAUCUAUGGCACCCGCGCCUUGCCGAGCUCAAGCCACGCCAAUCCUCUUGGAGGGUGGGAUGGCCAGUUAUAUCGCCCCCCAUGGCCAGCUCCCCUGCACCUUACGAUGUUGGCAACUCACCCUGUCACACCCCAAAACCUAUAA